Galendromus occidentalis (western predatory mite) is the source of this 2111-nucleotide messenger RNA. Its product is annotated as histone H2A deubiquitinase MYSM1. Bases 2 to 1954 code for a protein of 650 amino acids. The transcript is spliced from 9 exons. The record is from RefSeq and is a predicted model, not a curated record. NCBI's taxonomy places the organism in Eukaryota, Metazoa, Arthropoda, Arachnida, Mesostigmata, Phytoseiidae. Gene Ontology annotation, molecular function: metallopeptidase activity; protein binding.
AAUGGCUGAAGAUAACACCAUUGACAUCGAGGGAGACUUUUCGCUCGAUUCUACAACCUUCAGCGAAAGUUCAUCUAUCCUCCAAAAUGAGUUCAAGCCAUUGUGGAUCCUUGACCCUGACAUGUCCGCAGAGCAACGCAAUGAGAUCGAACGAAUUCUCCUGGAAGACAGCAACUCGUCUCAUCGUUGUUCAUUUCUCGACUCGCCCUCUGGCAGAUCGUGCUGGAGUCCUGAAGAGGAAGAAACUCUCCUUCGACUAUUGGACGAGCACGGCGAGAAAUGGACGAAGAUCGCGAAGGAGUUGAACCGGAGCGGGCUAGAAGUGAAAGUGCACGCGAAGAAAAUCAUUUCGCUCUCGGGUCGGCAGACGUCCCGGAGGAACGAUAUACGCGGUAGGAAAAUGGUGAAGCGACGAAACACGUCUGUGGCCUUGACAUUCGAAGAGGGACCUUCAGUUUCAAGAAAAGGCUCAGAACUACAGAAUGCAGGCGAAUUAGUGACCAUCCGUAAGAGCGCCGAUGACGAGGACGAAGAGAUUCAGGUCGACGAUGGUGAUGAUCCGGUGCAGAAGCGGACCGCUGCGCCGUCCGGAAGACCACUCAGUAAAUCCAAAAUCGACAUAGAGAAACUGGUCUCUGUGAACACUAAUGCUUUCAGACGGAUGCCCUGUGCAGCAGCGAGCGCUUCGACGUCGAGAACUCAAGUUCCGAACGCGGAGCUACUCCUCGACCCAUACCGAAUCCUCCCGUUUGAGCAAGAAGCCAACCCUGACUACUUUAACGGAAAGAGCGCACAAAAAAACCCAGACCGCUAUCUUAGAAUCAGGAAUCACAUCCUAGUACAAUGGAGGAAGCAGAAACCGAAUUACCUGAACAAAACGACGUCAAGAAUAGGUUUGAAGAAUUGUGGUGACGUUAAUUGCAUCGGUUUGAUCCACGACUACUUGGAGAAGAUCGGUGCCAUAAACUUUGGAUGUGAAAAACCUACGAACAAAGAAGAUAAGCGAGGAACAAUUAAAUCACCUCCGGCACCGCCGAACACUCGGAAGCGCAGGAAAGUCAAUCCGUCGUUCGUCAGCCAAGCUGACAUACAAAUCGGCGGAUGUACGAUGGAGCACGAUAGCGUCACCGGAGAAGUUAUAUCCAAGACAUUGAUAACGAAGGAGGCUCAGGGUGAACGUUCCUCGAACUCAAGACCGGCGCACCCUUUGAAGCUCGUGACUUGUCUGCGCUACGACGGGGGCUGUCAACCAUUCAACGUUGAAGUUCAUGCUUCAUCGCUUCUCGUCGCUCAAGCGCACGCUCACCAAUCCACGUCCGAAGUGAUGGGCUUGCUUGGGGGACACCAUCAAGAAGGCCAUCUGCGCGUGAUAGCAGCCCUCCCGACGAAAGCUGUGGCCAGUGGCCAGGAGUGCGACAUGGACCCAGUCAGUCAGUGGGAGGCUCUCGAGACGUUGCGUGGAUGGGGUUUGGAUGUAGUAGGAUGGUACCAUUCUCAUCCGAACUUCGCGCCGCAACCAUCGAUGCGAGACCUCACUUCGCAAGUGGAUAUGCAAGAUAUGUUCACAGGGGCCGGCGCUCCGUUCGUGGCUCUAAUUAUAAGUCCGUACCACAGGACCGAUAAGAUGGCGAAUCGGCUUAGCGCUUGCAUGACCUGUUUCGUAGUUGAGAAGCAUCACAUCACUGCCGAAUAUUGCCCAUUCUCACUGAAGCCACGGAUAGUACGCGGCGAAGCCUCGGUUGGACCACCGCUGGAAACGGUGUUGGAGCUCAUACGGAACCUCCGAGAGUCAACGGGUGAUCUUGUUGAACUGGAUGAGAGAUUCAACGAUGAAUGGACGUACAAGGAGAAGAUGUUAGCAAUGCUACAACUAUGUUUGAUGAAGGCCAGGUACAAUCAAGCGGAGACAGCCACUCUGCUGAAUCGUAUUCAUGCGAUGUUCCCCUCGAAAUGAGAAAUAGUGGGACGGAGCCGGGACGUGGAGUCGCGCUUCAUGUGCACAAAGCAGCUCAGUGUCACUCGACCCGAUCGACGAUGUUUUUCCCUCAUUGAGCAAAUUGUUAAAUUCCUGAAUGCUGUAAUAAAACACAACCUCAAAGAAUGUUCCGGUA